AUGCCUGGCAAUAGUACGGUUGAAAGAUGGCUAGACAACAUCAAAAGUGGUGAUGAUCGGUCUACAGUGCGCGGAGAAGACGACCAAUACAGACACGCAGAUCGAAGAGAUGAGCCUAUCGAUCCAAACUUUGGCAAGCCACCUCAAGCUUUACACAUCGGAUCUACUUCCAGACAUCGAGCUAAGCCGCAUGAACGUCAAAAAAUCUCACAGAAUGUGCUUCCACCUCAAAAUGAAAACUCCGGCGGCUCACGUUCUAGAGCCAAGCCUCGAGGACAUAAUAAAGGUCCACUCUCGCGUCAACAGCUCCCCGUCAGUGGUAAUUCGCCUCGCAAUUCAUACUCCGAAGCCGCGCCUCAAUCAAAUUUACCACGCCCAUACUCAGCUAGUGUGUACGGCAGUUAUACUUCACGCUCCGUUCCGCAUUGUCGAACCAUACCCCCUGAGAUAGCUCCUGUUUCAUAUGCAACUACUUUCUCAGUCACUAGACCUCAACGAGCCUCUGCUAGCGUCGCUUCAUACCAAGACACUUAUGUUAUCCCCACUUUGAAUCACACGGUGCAGGAAUCUUCAUCAUUUCCUCAACAAAACCGCCACAGAGAUGCCUACCCUUCUAGCGAAGGAUUGGCCCAAGGAACCGUAGCCCAAGAAACUCAAAGAGUUGGAUUUAGAACAGCUGAGGCAAAUAAUGCUUAUGGAAGAUACUUGAGAAGUGGAGGCCAGUUAGACAGCAUUGGAUCUGGGACGGGUAAUUUUUCAAGAAUGGGCAUGUCAUACGGUACCUGGUAA
Botrytis fragariae is the source of this 789-nucleotide messenger RNA. RefSeq lists its product as uncharacterized. The coding region runs from base 1 to 789 and encodes 262 amino acids. Lineage: Eukaryota; Fungi; Ascomycota; Leotiomycetes; Helotiales; Sclerotiniaceae. The record is from RefSeq and is a predicted model, not a curated record. The transcript has a single exon.